Molecule: messenger RNA, 2671 nt
Organism: Saimiri boliviensis boliviensis (Bolivian squirrel monkey)
Lineage: Eukaryota; Metazoa; Chordata; Mammalia; Primates; Cebidae
Gene: GCFC2
Product: GC-rich sequence DNA-binding factor 2
Biological process (GO): mRNA splicing, via spliceosome
Cellular component (GO): nucleus
Molecular function (GO): DNA binding
Source: RefSeq, a predicted model, not a curated record
GCGCGCUCGCUGGGUACCGGCGCUGAAGCUCGGCCUUGGGGUGCGCUGGGUACUAGGGCGCUGGGCCCUCAGCCAUGGCUCACAGACCGACAAGGAACUUUCGGCGGCGCGCGGCCGAUUCCAGCGACAGCGAUGGCGCUGAGGAGUCGCCUGCUGAACCUGGGACGUCGAGGGAACUUACGGCCCCGGGCCCCGCGGAGGAAGGGCCGCCCUCUGGAGGAGGCCGCGCGCAGGUGGCGGGACGGCCCCACCGGGUUCGGGGGCCUCGCGGCCGGGGCCGAGUCUGGGCGAGCUCCCGCCGCGCCACGGAAGCGGCUCCCCGCGCGGACCAAGGCUCGGGCGUCCAAGAAUCCAGAACAGUUGAUGUGUCAACAGAUGAAGAGGAUGAAAUACAUCAUUCCUCGGAAAGUAAGGAUGAUCAGGGUUUGUCUUCUGACAGCGCUAGCUCUCUUGGAGAAAAAGAACUUCCAUCAGCAGUUGAGAUCCCAGAUGCAGCCUUUAUUCAGGCAGCUCGCAGAAAACGUGAAUUGACCAGGAUGCAAGAUGACUAUAUUUCUUUGGAUGUGGAACAUGCCUCCACCAUCUCUGGUAUGCAGAAAGAGAGCGAAGAUGACCCUGAGAGUGAGUCUGAUGACCAUGAAAAGAGAAUACCGUUUACCCUGAAACCUCAAACACUUAGACAAAGGAUGGUUGAGGAAUCAAAAAACAGAUAUGAAGAAACAAGUGAAGAAAGUCAGGAGGAUGAAAAGCAAGAUAUUUGGGUACAACAACAAAUGAGGAAAGCAGUUAAAAUCAUAGAGGAAAGAGACGUAGAUCUUUCCCAUAGCUGCGGAUCUUCAAAAGUAAAGAAAUUUGAUACUUCCAUUUCAUUUCCACCAGUAAAUUUAGAAAUUAUAAAGAAGCAAUUAAAUACUAGAUUAACAUUACUACAGGAAACUCACCGCUCACACCUGAGGGAAUAUGAAAAAUAUGUACAGGAUGUCAAAAGCUCAAAGAGUACUAUUCAGAACCUAGAGAGUUCAUCAAAUCAAGCUCUAAAUUGCAAAUUCUAUAAAAGCAUGAAAAUUUAUGUGGAAAAUUUAAUUGACUGCCUUAAUGAAAAGAUUAUCAACAUCCAAGAAAUAGAAUCAUCCAUGCAUACACUCCUUUUAAAACAAGCUAUGACCUUUAUGAAACGCAGGCAAGAUGAAUUAAAACACGAAUCAACGUAUUUACAACAGUUAUCACACAAAGAUGAGACAUCCACAAAUGGAAACUUCACAGUAGAUGAAAAAACUCAAUGGAUUUUAGAAGAGAUUGAAUCUCGAAGGACAAAAAGAAAACAAGCAAGGGUGCUUUCUGGGAAUUAUAACCAUCAGGAAGGAACAUCUAGUGACGAUGAAUUGUCUUCAACAGAGAUGAUAGACUUCCAAAAAAGCCAAGGUGACAUUUUACAGGAUCAGAAGAAAGUUUUUGAAGAUGUGCAUGAUGAUUUUUGUAACAUCCAGAAUAUUUUGUUGAAAUUUCAGCAAUGGCGAGAAAAGUUUCCUGACUCCUAUUAUGAAGCUUUUAUUAGUUUAUGCAUACCGAAGCUUUUAAAUCCCCUAAUACGAGUUCAGUUGAUUGAUUGGAAUCCUCUUAAGUUGGAUUCCACAGGUUUAAAAGAGAUGCCAUGGUUCAAAUCUGUAGAAGAAUUUAUGGAUAACAGUGUAGAAGACUCAACAAAGGAAAGUAGUUCAGAUAAAAAAAUCUUGUCUACUAUCAUCAACAAAACCGUUGUUCCCCGACUUACAGAUUUUGUAGAAUUUCUUUGGGAUCCUUUGUCAACCUCACAGACAACAAGUUUAAUAACACAUUGCAAAGUGAUUCUUGAAGAACAUUCCACUUGUGAAAAUGAAGUUAGUAAAAGCAAACAGGAUUUGCUUAAAUCCAUUGUUUCAAGAAUGAAGAGGGCAGUAGAAGAUGAUAUCUUUAUUCCUCUGUAUCCAAAGAGUGUUGUAGAAAACAAAACAUCACCGCAUUCAAAGUUCCAAGAAAGACAGUUCUGGUCAGGCCUAAAGCUCUUCCGCAAUAUUCUUCUUUGGAAUGGACUUCUUACAGAUGACACCUUGCAAGAACUAGGACUGGGGAAGCUGCUAAAUCGUUACCUUAUUAUAGCUCUUCUCAAUGCCACACCAGGGCCAGAUGUGGUUAAAAAGUGCAACCAGGUGGCAGCAUGUCUACCAGAAAAGUGGUUUGAAAAUUCUGCCAUGAGGACAUCUAUUCCACGGCUAGGAAACUUCAUUCAGUUUUUAUUGCAAUCUGCACAUAAAUUAUCUAGAAGUGAAUUCAGGGAUGAAGUUGAAGAAAUAAUUCUCAUUUUGGUGAAAAUAAAAGCUUUGAAUCAAGCAGAAUCCUUCAUAGGAGAGCAUCACCUAGACCACCUUAAAUCACUAAUUAAAGAAGAUUGAAUAAAUUUUAUAGGAAAAUGCUAAAAUUUUAAUAUAGUUACACUGAAUUCCUUUGCUUGAGAAGAAGCUGGUGCCUCUUCUUUAUUCCCUGUAGUAGAAGGUAGGAUUUGCAAAAAAGUAAGACUCUACCUCUACAUUCUCCCCAUGCUCUACUUUCUGGCAUCAUGAAAAGCGCCAUGAUUCUGUGGUGUUCUAAGAAAUUAAAUGCAGUGGAGCAUUAAGAGGUCAACGUGUUUCUCUUU